AUGGUGAAAAAAACCAAGCGACAAUCCUUAAACUUCCCAGAUAUUCAGGGAUGGGUUCCGUACAAAGCGUUUUCAAAGAACAAGGAAGAAAUAUUUAAAGAUAUUCCUGCUCAAGAAUAUGUUGAAGUGCCAAAAGAUUGGAAAGAACCCGAGUUCAAGCCGGAAGACAAUCCAUAUGGUCGUCUUUUUGCUGCUUCUUCAUAUGCCACUCUUUUUCCAAAGUAUCGAGAGAAGUACAUAAAAGAAAUUUGGCCUGCUUUAAGAAAAGUCCUUUUGGAACAUGUGAGUAUCUUCUUUAUGAUCACUUCAUUUAGUUCUGUAUAUCACAAUAAACUUGUGAAUUUAACUGAUCACUUCAAAAUAAGGUAA
Echinostoma caproni is the source of this 369-nucleotide messenger RNA. NCBI's taxonomy places the organism in Eukaryota, Metazoa, Platyhelminthes, Trematoda, Plagiorchiida, Echinostomatidae. The record is from the annotation of a GenBank genome assembly.